This is a messenger RNA of Spodoptera frugiperda (fall armyworm), 8655 nucleotides long. It is a transcript of the gene Ask1, whose product is annotated as mitogen-activated protein kinase kinase kinase 15. Gene Ontology annotation, biological process: protein phosphorylation; MAPK cascade. The record is from RefSeq and is a predicted model, not a curated record. The transcript has 25 exons. The coding region runs from base 337 to 4518 and encodes 1393 amino acids. NCBI's taxonomy places the organism in Eukaryota, Metazoa, Arthropoda, Insecta, Lepidoptera, Noctuidae. Gene Ontology annotation, molecular function: ATP binding; protein kinase activity.
CUUGACAUAAUAUUCUAUUACGUCAAAUCACAUAAUACACGAAGAUAACCAAAGUUUAAUAUAGAAAUUAAGCAGUUAAAACGUGGAUGGCAACUAAUUAGAUAAUCUAAUGAAUAUGCAAUUCAAGCAAGCACGUUUGCAAACAUUUUGUCACCGAGUCACAGAUAGUCACAGACUACAACAAUGUCGACUUUGCGUGCGAAGAAACGAGUACAUCACUAAUGUUAAAUAACACAAGCCCGCAAAUACUUGUUGUGGAAUUUAUUUUUUACACUGCGUAAAUUGAAUGUGAAAUGUGUGUAUAAACUAUCCAAAUGUUAAUAAACACGUGAGAAAAUGAUAACAUUCGGCGGUGGGAACAAUUCCACGGCGAUAGAAGAUACAGGGGAAGUGAGAAGCAUCUGCGAGAGUAUCUGCAGCGAUGGGUCCAGUGCGACGGUGCAGCCCGGGGGCUCCAACCAGCGACCUCGGAUGGAUAUAGCAUGUGUUUUGGAUAUUACCCAAACAUUGAAUCUUGCUCAUAGGAAAAGGGCUUUGGAAGAAGUUCGAUUGGCAUCUGAGCUGGUGAAUGCUAAUCUACAUCAUAUACCUUUCGAGAAGCUGGACUUUGGUGAAACAAAUGUACUGGACACAUUUUACAAUGCAGACGUGGCGUUGGUGGACCUCAGCUUGCAAGUACAGCAGAGCUCGUUGCUAUAUCACUUGGGAGUACGGGAGAGCUUUGACAUGAAGGAAAAUGUUCUACUGUACAACGAUGUUGAUGCGGACUCUACGCUCAGGCUUAAGUUUCCACAGUUGUCGCUACCGAAUUUUCUGUUCGUGUCAUACAAACUGACGGAGGCCGGUACCUGUGUGACGACAAACCCUGCAGCCACGAAGUUUAAGGGAGAUGAUUCAGCCGACCCCAAGCAACCAUUGACCUUACGACUCAAGAAUAUCUUGCAAGAUGUCGAAGUGCAGACUAAAGCCCAUCUCCAAGAGAAAUUCCUAUCGGACCUUCGCAAAGCUAGGGAGACAUACAGCGGUAGUGAGCUCGCAAACAUGUUGCACGCCAUGCGGCGUCGGCUAGACGACCCGGCCGUGUUAUCAGGAGACACGAUCCUCAACAUGCUGAUAUCCUACAGAGAAAUCCAGGACUACGACGCCAUAGUACAUGUCGUAGACGACCUCAAAACUAUAAUGAAUAGGAAGAAUUACGUCAAUAUGCCUAUUAUUAGGUUUUUGUACGCGUUUGCUAUGAAUCGGCGGAAUAAAGAAGGUGACAGGGAGAAUGCUCUUCGAGUAUGUGUGAAAGCGUUGGAGAAGAAAGAGAACAGGUUCCCAGACAUGCUGUGUCUGUGUGGCCGCAUAUACAAGGACAAGUUCGUUGAAUCUCAGCACACUGACAAGGAAAGUUUAGGGAAUGCAAUACAUUGGUACAGACAGGGUUUCGAAGUGCAACCAAAUGAGUAUGCAGGCAUCAAUUUGGCAACACUUCUAGUUAUAGCGGGCAAUGACUUUAAAACUUCAGAGGAAUUGCAACACAUAGGUAUGGUACUAAACCAUUUAAUAGGUAAGAAAGGCAGUCUAUCAUCACUGAAAGAAUACUGGGACGUAGCCACGUUCUUCGAAAUAUCAGUACUGGCACAGGACUACGUGAAGGCGAUACAGGCAGCAGAAUGUAUGUUCAAACUCAAACCACCGAAUUGGUACCUCAAAUCCACUAUUGGAAAUAUUGAAUUAAUUGAUAGGUUUAGGAAAAGUGAAGAAACAUCACCGGAACAACAAGUGUUCUCGUUUUGGAUGGAAUACUUCGUAGAGGCAACUAAGAGUGAAUGUGAAAAUAUUAUUAGGUUUCCUGUAUUAAUAUUGGAAACGACAAAAGUGUACAUGCCUUCAUAUGUGAACGUCAACAUGGGCGCUGAACAGAAAUCUGUGGAGAUCCUCAACUUGUGUCUGGAUUCGAUGCGCGGGGAAUGUCGACAGGUCCAUCGGUGGCUGUUCACUUCUGAUAUGAUUAGGAGUUACAGUUUAUACAAACGCGACGAGCGAUGUCUAUUCCUAUACGUGAGCGAGAAUUCAGACGACUUCCAAAUCUUCCUCCCGUCGCAAGCGUGUCGGCAGCGGUUACAUGAUCUGCUCGGUGAACUAACUGCUGACCAUGAAAAGGUCACGGAUUUGGAUACCAGUGUCAUGCAGGAUCAGUUGAAGUUCGAAUACGAGUUAGACGACAACAACCGCCGAGUGGUACUAGGUAAAGGUACAUACGGCGUAGUGUACGCCGCGCGAGAUCUCAACACACAAGUACGUAUCGCCGUCAAAGAGAUCCCUGAACGGAACCUCGGAGACGUACAGCCGCUGCACGAGGAGAUCCUGCUCCAUUCACAGCUUAGGCACCGGAAUAUUGUGCAGUACUUAGGUUCAAUAUCGGAAGACAACUACUUCAAAAUAUUCAUGGAACAAGUACCUGGAGGUUCGCUCUCAGCUCUACUAAGAUCAAAGUGGGGACCACUCAAGGAAAACGAAGCCACUAUAGCUUAUUAUACUAAACAAAUUUUGGAAGGUCUCAAAUACCUUCACGACCAGAAAAUAGUGCACAGAGACAUCAAAGGCGACAAUGUACUAGUGAACACUUAUAGCGGAGUGGUGAAGAUAUCGGACUUCGGUACGUCGAAGCGACUGGCCGGGCUGUGUCCUUCGACGGAGACAUUCGCUGGCACACUGCAGUACAUGGCGCCUGAAGUCAUUGAUAAAGGACAGAGAGGAUAUGGAGCGCCGGCCGACAUCUGGUCCCUGGGUUGCACAGUGGUUGAAAUGGCAACAGGAAACCCGCCUUUUAUCGAAUUAGGAUCUCCACAGGCAGCUGUAUUCAAGGUUGGCUACUACAAGAUGCAUCCAGAGAUCCCGAGCGAGUUAUCAGCGAAAGCCAAGAACUUCAUACUACGCUGCUUCAUACCAGAACCGGAGCAACGGGCGACAGCAGCCGAGUUACUAGAGGAUCCCUUCCUUUGCGAGAAGAAGAAGCCAACGAGUCGUCUAGGCAGUAACAUGGAUUAUAGCAGAAGCAUCUCAGUUCCUGCCGAUAAGGCUCGCCCAGUCACAGCUCAGAAAAAGAUCUCAGAACCUAGCAUAGCCAGUAAUCUACCAAGUUCACCAGAAAUCGAGGUGAAAACGAUCCGGUCUAAUCCUAUCACUAGGACUGCCUCGUCGAUGCUCUCACCAAUACUGAUAUACCCACCGGACUUGUCCAAUUGCAGUACUAUGCCCAACACACCGUCUACUGAUGAAAUGGACGGCAGCGAUACUUUAUUGAAUCGCAGAAGUUCGUCGGGAGGGCUCUUGUCGCCUGAGGUGGACAUGCCAAACGUGCCCCGUUGUUCUAUAGACGGGCCGGAACACGACGGUUUCUACUUACUAAAGAAGGACUCACAGCGGAGACUAACUCUCUCUCGCGUGUUAGAGCAGGACAGCGAGAAAAUAUGCUCAAAAUGGAUGCUCAGUAUACACCAGGACUUUGGAACUACUGUUUUGACUAUGAAUCACCUAGAAAUGCUACGCUGUGCCCUCAAAGAAUAUAUAAUGGAUCAGAACAGGAGUGUGAUAGAGCAAGCAAUAAUAACUUUGAAAGAAGAAUUGGACUUUGACUCGAAUGCUAUCAAUGAGUUACACUCAGCCAUAUAUAUGUUCCAAGAAGCUGUGAAUGCUGUGUUGAGGAUGCAUAGUAUUAAACCUCAUUGGAUGUUUGCUUUAGACAAUUUGGUGAGGAACGCUGUUCAAGCUGCCAUCACUGUUUUGUCGCCAGAGCUGGGAGCCAACCUGGCGGGGCAGGAGGGGCGGCGCAGCGGCGUGGCGGCGGCCGACACGUCCCCGUCCGCGCUGUCCUCCACCAACUCCGCAAGGGACACGCACGCACUGCACGCGCUCAGGCACGAGAACCACAAAUUACUUCAGGAGCUUAUAGAGAGUUAUCAACUGAACCAGACUCUUCUGCGGCAAGUACUAGAAGAACAAAAAUCACAAAUGAUGAUAUUCAAAGAGUUCGUUGAAAAGAAAUCUCGUAGUUGUACUCCAGAAGUGUUUGUGAGUCAGAGUGACUCUGCAGUGGACACUGGCGACGGCAGUGACUGUGUGGACGAGGGCGAAGCCCUGAGACUCCGCGAGUGGGUCGCCGCCCGAGGAUUACCUUCAGCCGUCACCAACGCACUGCUCAGCCACUGCUACGUACUGACUGAUCUACUACAACACGCGCAAAGGGAGGAUAUUGCGAAACUUAAUCUCAAAGGUGGAAUCGAGCUGCGAUUAUGGCGAGCGAUCCAGGAACAUCGACUACACAACAGCCCGCCCCCCCUGCGGCGCAGUAGCAGCACGGAGCCGGACGACGACGGCCCCCUACUUCUAGUAGAGGGCCGCGCCCGCCCGCGCCGCGCCGUGUCCACCGCCUCGGCCUGCUCCAGUAACCCCACCAUCGUCAUCCGCGACCAAGUCAACGGAGACGAUUCCGUUUCCCCCUACUAUGGGGAUGCCGGCCUCAACCUUUGACUACUGCGCGGGUGGUGCACUCUGCAAUAAGGAACUCUACAACGGCCAGUGUUACACAACCUUCUACAUAUUCUAGAACCUUCUAUAAUAAAUAUAUAGAAUCUGAUACCACCUAGACCUUCGAUACUUACUAGUAUCAAUGUUUUAAAAAACUCCGCGUUUAAUUACCUACCACCGAUUAAGCCUCUUCGCCCACGACGCCGUAUUGUAAGCAUAUAAGCAAUGUUCUAUAAAUAAUCAGAAUAAAUCAAAAAUCAGAAUGAAUAUGAAUGAAUAAAAGAAUAAAGAUAUUAUACUCAUUAGGUACAGAAGUAAUAGCGAUGGUUUACUAUAGAUUUAGCUGAGAACAUUAAAAAUAAUGAAAACUAAAUGUUCUAAGACCGAUACAGUAGUUGCCUAAUAGUCACAUUCUAAUUUGCCUAAUAGUUACGGUCACCAUCAAUCUUAAUUUUUUGUCUUUAUAAAAAAAAUAGUUUGUUUUACGCUCGAGAGCUUUUUUGGGGGAGUUCUCCCACCUUGGGCGAGGCCAGAGGGAUUGUCAAGACUUAUUGACUAAAAAUCACCCCGUUCCUACACCUGCUUUUCGAGCCGGAGCCCCGGUAACCUGCGCAAUUCGCAGCUCGGGGUCGGUACGCUCGAAAGCAUUGUGGUUGAGAGGUACAGGUUUCGUCAGAAAGGAUUACAUUUCAAUUCGUUGCUCUUUGUCAAUGGUGGUAAUUAAAACGCUUAAAUGUUGCAUAUUAGAAUGCUCAAUAGUAAAUACUUUCUAAACUGGUCGUUAUUGGUUGUGUUGAUAAAGUGAUAAGCAAUUUUGAGACAAUAUCAUACCUUUACGGAUUAUUUGAGUGAUUUCUUAUUUAAUUGUGUUCAUUAAUAGUGAAAAAACGUCACAAAUUUUGGAAUAAAUGGUCCUAACUAGCAUGGUGUAGAUGUAAUAACAAAAUGUAGUUGAAUUUUUUAAAUAACAUAAUUUAUUAUUCGUUCAGUUUUUGAAUAACACAGUUGUUUGUUUAUUCAAUGUUGAAUAACAUAGCUAUUCAAUCGUUUGAUGUUGAAUAACGUAGUUGGACUAAAAUUGCUGUUGCUUUUAAAACAAUAACACCGCUUGAGGCCGAGAGUGUGUCAUCCGAAUAACUAUUUUGUAAAUAUAAAUAGGUUUGUAUUUAUUAUUACUAAAAGGCAGAAGGAUAUCGUUAAAUCCUUAGCAAGUAAAUUAAUCAAUUUGUCUCUAAAAAACGACUAUUUGAUGUAAAAAAAUAAUGCUACAUACUUUUCUCCUCACUCGCUGCUAAGCUAAAAUUGCCCUUAAUACCGAUGUAAUAAGGUCCACCAACGAUAUCCUUCGCCCUACAUAUAACUAGUCCCUGUAAAUACUAUAGGAAUGUUUGUAAGCAUAAUACAUUAAGUUACACUGUAAACGAAACAAUGUUCUUAGUUCACAAAAAUAUUUUGUAUGGUGCUAACGCGUUGUGAUGGUAUUGUAGUGAAAAAGUGCCUUUAUACGCUUGCGCGCUAACCAACCUAUACGUACAUAUUAUAAAUAUGUCUUUAAAUACAUUAAUAAUACGACGAUAAAGGAUUUUUAAAGAAAAUCUUUUUUAUGUACACCCUUUUUUGAGGGGGAAUAUCACCCAAUAACUUCUCACGCCCUGGGCGAGAUAAGAGGGAGUGUCAGACUUUUAUUGACUAAAAACCACCCCGUUCUUACUCCUACUUUUUGAGCCGGAGCCCCGGUAAACCCGCUAGGUAGUCCGCAGCUCCAGAUCAGGCAUCAGCGCCAUACGCACGGGUCUGGUACUGGUCGGGCGGAGAGCCACCCUUGCUCGCUUUAUGUACCUUGUAUACCGAACGACAUAGAAUGACAGUCGAUUAAGGCAGUUUUUAAUAAGAACUGUAUGUCUAAACAAUAUAAGAUUCAAAAUACCGUAACAAUAGGUUACGACGACAUAACAAUAUUAUUGCCAUGACUAUUAAAACGAUUUUUUGAUAAAUCUAGGACUUACAGACCGACAAAAAAUGGAAAGGAAAUUAAAUAUGGCUGCUAUGUACAUAGGCACGCCUGCUUUUUACAGUUUGUUCUUUUGAGAGCUACCGUUUUUGCACACCAGAGGGCACUAAUGUAGAUCAAGGUCCUGUUUGUCCAGUAGAGAAUUAUCUUUGUUAAGUGUCAAACUAAAUUGAACCUUAUGAUAUGUUAGUGUCAUUUGAUGAGCACAAAAACGUUAGCCCUUAUUACCAACACAUUAGUGUUGAAAUUACUAAAUCAUUGUUUAGCAAGCUUCAAGCUUCGCUGCUUAUAUAAGCAAACAUAUAAAGUAUACAAUACUUUAAGAUAUAUAAUUAUAGUUCAUUAUAAGACGCUAUAUCUUUUGAGUGCCAUACAUACAUAUUUUCUUAUUAUUAAAAAAAACUUUGUAUAUUUUCUUAAUAUUAAUAUUUACUGUUAAUAACUAAAGAUUUUAUUAAAACGUAUGAAAUAAUGAACGUGAUCUGAAAAGCUUAAAAUAAAUAUAAUUCAGAGUUAAUUAUAUUUUUAGUAUUACUAAGAUAUUGGUCGGUAAUAAAUAAAUACUGUAAGGUGUUAUAGUAGUAAUAAAAAUUGUGUUUUUCAUUAAAAAAAUAGUUUAAAAAGUGUUCUCUGCAAGAUUAAUAUUUUCAAAAUUGUAAUAUAACGGCCUAACAUAGCCUUAUAAAAUGUCUAAUUCAAUAUAAUUUCUUGCUAUUGCUGAUAGCAAUUUAACAAUACUCAGUAAUACUGUUGUGAAGUACAAAUAUAAUAACAUUACGUGAAUUAGAUCCUAUAUGCAGUAAAGGUGUAACUAAACUCACAUAUUUUAUGAUAUCUCGAUAUUAUCGGUACCUUUCGAUUUCGUUAAACGUAAAAUAAACUCGUACUAAGCCCUUUGUUAUCGUUUUUAUUUAAUUCUCUAAACAUCAAUAUUCUACAACAUUUAAUAAAAGCUCGAUAAUUAAUCGUAAAAAUAUCGCUAUUUAAAUAAAGUGUUGCUAUAGGUGUGCCUAUAGCACAUUCAAUUAAUUAGGUAACAUAGUUAGGAGUUGUAAAAAUGAAAUGACUAUACUUUAUAGAUGUGCAAAUAAUUAAAUUACUUGUCUACAGUUGGUUUACUGAUAGUUAUAUAUAUAUUAACUCUCUUUGAAUUUAAUCCUAUUAUGUAAAAAUCCGACAAUCCGAUUUGACCGAUUAAUCGAUAUUAUCGGUAUACGUCAAGUUUAGUUGCACCUUUGUAAAAAAAUGUUUACGCUUAGGCUGAACCCAAUAAAUAUGAAUUGUUAGUGUUGUAGACUUAAGUGUUAUAUCGUUAAUUGGGUAGUUUCCUCAGUCAAAUGUAAAUAAUUAAUGAUUUCGAUUCUUUUCAAUACAAUAAAACAUUAAAAAAUAAUCACACUUUCAUUCAUACAUCUAAUUUUUUAUUUAUUUAAGCUAAUUUUCUCGAAGUAAGUCUGCUAUUUGACGUAAAAAUCGAAUGACGUCAUAAGGCAUUAUUUCUUAAAAAAAUCAAAGCUAAUAAAAGUUGUUGACGUUUCGAAAGAAAGUAGUGAAUUUGACCAGUAGGAAACUAACCUAUUUGAGCUAAACAGUAGAGAACUACUAAAUUAUAGCUUUAAUAAUAUCAUUAAUUAAUGUAGGCGUAGAACUGUUUUGUUUUGAUAUUCGCUGAUUUUUUUUGUAUUUACGUAAAUAAGUUUGUAAAUCAUAUUUGAAACGUCGCAAUUGUAUACCUUUUUUGAUGCAGUGUUAAAAUCUAAUCAGAAUGCGUUCUUCUUAACCAUAUAUUUCAAUAAAGAAAUUUUUGUUUAUGUAAAGAUCUGUGUUUAUGCACGACAGCUUUUCUGAAACAUUAAAAAAGUAAUACUUGUUCUUUUUACAUUGUUUUUAAAACUGUUUCUUUCUAUGCCAUGUUUUCUUGUUUAAAACUCAUAUUUUCACACUUUUGUCGAACUUGUUCCCAGCAAUUGUACACCAAAAUCAUGUCUACAUAGUAAAAUAUUAUUAUUAAGUUGUAAUACCCUUUUCAACUUUGUAAAAGUAACUAACUAUGUACCUAUUGUUAGGUAGAAUCUACCCAUAUAAUUUAAUAUUUCUUUGAGUAGCUAAAUAAUAAAUGAUUAAUGAUU